Penicillium malachiteum is the source of this 1062-nucleotide messenger RNA. Its product is annotated as alpha/beta fold hydrolase. The coding region runs from base 1 to 1062 and encodes 353 amino acids. Gene Ontology annotation, molecular function: hydrolase activity. The transcript has a single exon. The record is from RefSeq and is a predicted model, not a curated record. Lineage: Eukaryota; Fungi; Ascomycota; Eurotiomycetes; Eurotiales; Aspergillaceae.
AUGUCGACUAUCACUCACCAUGAAGUGACAUAUGCAGAUGGCAUUAAGAAAAUCCAUUAUCUAGCCACUGGCCCCGAGGAUGGCCCGUUGAUCAUCUUUGUCCACGGAUGGCCUGCCACUGCCAUUACCUGGAAACGUCAGCUGGAUGCUUUCGCCGCCGUAGGUUUCCGUGCCAUCGCCCCCGAUAUGCCAGGAUACGGACAGUCCACAGCUCGACGUAUCGCCGAUGACUAUUGCCAGGAAGCUAUCGUUGAAGGUCUUAUGGCUUUACUGGGAGACACGGGCCGCGAUGCCGCAGUUUGGGUGGGUCACGACUGGGGUUCCGGAGUGGUCUCCUCUGUUACUAUCCAACACCCCGAAGCCGUUAAAGCGCUCGUGAACGUCUGUGUGCCAUACAAUACCAUUGAGCUUGGAUGGGAUGCUUUCCUUCCACUAGUGAACCGUGAUAUCUACCCCGAGGAUAAAUACCCGUACGGUCAAUGGGAUUACCAAAAGGCAUACGAGGAGGAUUUCGAAAAGACCAUUGAAUGGUUCGAUCAAGAUGUCGCUGGAUUGUGCAGCUUGUUCGCACAGAAGCCUGGCCCGCGACCUGAUCCCAAGGUAGCUGCCGAAGCUAUGGCUACGGUGCGGAAGGUCGGAUGGCUUGGUGGAUUAGCGAAGCCUCCUAGUGCUGCUCAGCUGGGACCUCCAAUUCUUCCUCCGGAGAUCUUCGACUCGUUCAGUGCGGAUAUGCAGAAGACGGGCUUCUGGACUGGUUCGGCAUAUUACUUGCAUCAUAAGCGGAAUGCGGAGUAUAAUGGAGGUCGGGAACUCAAGUUCACGAAGCCGGCGUUGUUCGUUCACACUAAAUGGGAUGUGAUCUGCGAGACAAAGGAAUCCCGGCUUAUGGAGCGUAUGAGAGAGAAUUGUUCGAACCUGACGGAGGUUACUAUUGAUGCUGCUCACUUCGUGAUGUUCGAGAAGCCUGUGGAGCUUAACGCUGCCUUGUUCCGAUUCUUAGUAGAUGCGGUGCCGACUGAGUGGCCCGGGUACUCGGAUAGCGAGUAUGCUAAGACCAAGUAA